Messenger RNA from Pteropus alecto (black flying fox), 1061 nucleotides. It is a transcript of the gene VAMP2, whose product is annotated as vesicle associated membrane protein 2. Gene Ontology annotation, biological process: vesicle-mediated transport; vesicle fusion; SNARE complex assembly. Gene Ontology annotation, cellular component: SNARE complex; plasma membrane. The transcript has 3 exons. The record is from RefSeq and is a predicted model, not a curated record. Lineage: Eukaryota; Metazoa; Chordata; Mammalia; Chiroptera; Pteropodidae. Gene Ontology annotation, molecular function: syntaxin-1 binding; SNAP receptor activity. Bases 133 to 486 code for a protein of 117 amino acids.
GUCGGCUACCGCUGCCACAGCCCCGCCUGCCGCCCCGGCUGGGGAGGGAGGCCCCCCUGGGCCCCCCCCAAACCUCACCAGUAACAGAAGACUGCAGCAGACCCAGGCCCAGGUGGAUGAGGUGUGCUAGGCAUGUUCUGUAUGUAUCCUUGGCAUGGUAGCCUGGCAACAGCGGGGUGCAUGUUCCCUAUGUGGGCACGUGGUCGAGGAGUGCCCUCAUUGAGGCGGGCCUUGGCACACCCCCUGCCUCGUGGGCCCCUCCUCCAGGUGGUGGACAUCAUGAGGGUGAACGUGGACAAGGUCCUAGAGCGGGACCAGAAGCUUUCGGAGCUGGACGACCGUGCAGAUGCACUCCAGGCGGGGGCCUCCCAGUUUGAAACAAGUGCAGCCAAGCUUAAGCGCAAAUACUGGUGGAAAAACCUCAAGAUGAUGAUCAUCUUGGGAGUGAUUUGCGCCAUCAUCCUCAUCAUCAUCAUCGGUGAGUAGGGCGGGAGUGGCUAGGGCCCUUUCUUUGGAGAGGUUUCCCCUAUGAGUUCUGGGUUUUGAAGGUCAUUAAGCUAGUUUUUACUAUUCAGCAAAAAGCAUAUAUAGCUGCCAUUGGCAGUUCUGAUUCAUGUAGAACCCAAAACCUUGAUGUUAUUUACCCUGUGCUUUGCCUAGUUCUGGGCAAUUCUGUUAAGUAUUUGGAAACAGGAAAGCUAGUGGAUUCCCACUGCUCCCUUGAGGACCCUUUAGGCCUAAGAGCCUAGUCUGGGAACCCUGGAAUUGGGGGAUAGGAGAGCAGGAAAAGCCCAAGGGCUCGAGACAUGGCUAGGAAACCAACCACCCAAUUGUUUAAGAGCUUGUGGUCUCAGAUGAUUAGGGGUCUGUGGCCCCAAGGCCAUACCGUGGGGUUGAAGAGACUUUGGAACCACCAUCCAGCCUCUUUGCUUUAUAGGUAGAGAACCUGAGGCCCACAGGGGAAGGGAUGUCAGCCAGCCGGGGAGUGGGGAGGAUGGGAGCAGGCCCGGCCUGACCCACAGCUUUCUCUCUCUUUCUCCCCUCUCCCUCUUCUUCCUUCU